Molecule: messenger RNA, 3790 nt
Organism: Solenopsis invicta (red fire ant)
Lineage: Eukaryota; Metazoa; Arthropoda; Insecta; Hymenoptera; Formicidae
Exons: 3
Coding region: 1539-2552 (337 amino acids)
Source: RefSeq, a predicted model, not a curated record
AUAAAAAUUUCUUUAGCCCUCAUGUUGUUAGUUACCUAAAUGUAUUUAUACCAAUUUCAUACAAAAUAAAAAUGAGUUGUCAAGGUUUGAUCUGAUUUUCGAUCUCAGAUCUAUCAAAAUUUUAGGGUGAUUUAAAAAUUAUCUUUUAAUCCCAAUUAGAACUAGAGUUAUGAAAAUUCAUUUUUCGAUGCUAAGCCUUUUAUUAAUUAGAUAAAAAAAUUAAUGAAUAAUAUAAAAGUACAUUUUUAAUUUUCUAUAUGCUUAUUCGAACAAUAUAGAGCUCGCAGAUUUAAAUAAAUAUUUUAAAACUUUGUAUAAAUAAUUUAAAAACCAUUCAUUUCAAAAAUUAUCGAAAUUCAUUCAUUAUAAACAAAAUUAGUUAUUUCUAAAAUAUUAUAUAAAAUUGUAUUUUUUAAAUCAAGAAACGCGGUCGCGUCUCGCGUCUAUGUCUCUCUCUUUGUCUCUUCUCUGAAUGAACAAGCGAGAGAACCGACCGCCGCCUCUUUUACGCGAAUCAGCGAGUUCAAGCAUACCGAGAUUAUCAGAUCUCAGUAACGGCUAAACCGAUCAUGUUCUAAGUAGUCUCAAUCGAUAGCUUGGGGUCGAAUUGUAUAAUAAAAGUGAUUUUAUUUUUUCUCUCCGUGCCCUACAAGCGGAGAUAUCGCAAUGCAAAUUCUAAGUUUUCGAUAUUUUGAUGUAAGAGACGUCAUUGUCAUUGUCGACCUCAAGAAUUCUCCCUUUCACAUUUUCGAUUAUUUUAGACUCCGUCUGCUGCAGUGUCUAGUGUAGCUCCUUCGUCUAGCGGUGCAUCGUCUGCUCAGACAGCAUCCUGCGCUUAUCUCGCAGCAAGAGAAACUAUAGACAAUACAGAUAAUAAAGACGAUGUAGAUGACCCUGAAAUCGAUGCAGCCUCUUCAUUAGUAUCAAGGAAAUACUCGACACCCGGGCAAGAGGCUGCGGCAAAGAAUAUCAUGGUCUUGGAAAAGCAGUUAAAUUCUCUGCUUUUAGCUCGCGACUCAUUUCACUCUAGCGACAUCGAGGAUGAAAUUAAAAAAAUUAAAAAAGCGCUAGAAGAAGCAAGACGAGAUUUGAAAAGAAAGAAGAGUAAUGCUGCCUAUCAAAAAAAGCACCGUGAUAAUAAGAAGGCGAAAAUAAGCGAAAUAUGCACGGAAUUUCCUGUGGUGAAAGAGAAAUUGCACCAGUGAGACAGGGUUGGCAGACCCCGAAUAGAAGAGAAUCAGCCACUCCUCCUGAAAACUAUCAUCGACAUUGCGAUGUUUGGCAGUGCUGUGGAUGACCGAAGGCGCUCCGAUAUAAUUCGUAGCAUCAAAACUCUUGAUGAACUUCAUGAGGAGUUGCUUAAACUAGGUUUUUCAUUCAGCAGGUAUAUAAUAUAAACUCUAUUCUUAAAUGACUUUCUUGAAUUUUAUCCAGACUGAAAUUAAUAUUUACAAAAAUCUUAAUCCUUUUAUAUUAGAUCCGCAACCUAUCUACGACUCUUGCCUAAAAACUCACGUACUCUAGAGGGACAGCGUCAUAUGAAAACGGUGCCCGUAAGACUUACUCGCGCACAAACAGACUUGCAUCGCAAGCACGUGGAUGGCCCUUUUGCCACGGCCUCCAUAAGAUAUCUCGAAUGCCUUGCUUCUCUUCUUGGUCCGUUGCAAGUGUGUUUUACUUCACAGGACGAUAAAGCCCGAGUGCCGAUAGGAUUAACAGCAGCAAACAAACAAGCUCCACUAUUAAUGCAUGUCGAGUACCGUGUAUCAUUACCCGACCAUGAUUGGGUGGUAGCAGCGAGACACAAACUUAUACCUUCUGUUUACGCUGGAAUAUGCAUUAGCCCUAAACAAAUGGGCUGUCCUAAAGCUGUGGGCUAUUCGGGGCCGACUUUUAUAGCCAUCAGAAGUGGCAAGCAUUCCUCGUCCACAGCAUCCACCCACGCACGGGAUCUGCACGCACUUCUAGAUCUGGAGGCGUUUCAUGCAUUAGCAAGAACAAAGGAGGGCAGUGUGAAGCCAGUUUUGAUUUUAACUGUAGAUGGCGGACCGGAUGAGAACCCGCGCUACAGCAAGGUGAUUGCCCAUGCUAUCAGCCAUUUAAAAAAAUAUAAUUUAGAUGCUAUAUUUGUCGCCACAAACGCACCAGGCAGAAGCGCCUUUAACCGAGUAGAAUGUCGCAUGGCUCCCUUGACCCAUGAACUUGCUGGUCUUAUUUUGGCCCAUGACAAAUUUGGGACACAUCUCAACGUACAGGGGAAGACGGUCGAUAAAGAACUGGAGCUCAAAAACUUUGAAUAUGCUGGUCGAGCUCUAGCAGAGGUAUGGAGCAGCCUAACAAUCGAUGGACAUCCAGUGCACGCACAGUAUGUUCCUCCAGGGGAAAAGCUUGAUACCCCCGAAGAAUGUGAUGCUAAAUGGUACAGCCGUCAUGUCCGAGAAAGCCAGUAUUUGCUUCAGAUUGUGAAGUGUAACUCACAUGAUUGUUGUUCCAUUACUCGGAGUGGGUUAAAAAGGGUGCUGUCGGAAGGAUUUCUUCCCCCUCCAAUUUGAGUGACGCAAACAACGCAUGAUUUACUCGUCACCGAGAAUGAAACAGAUGGGAGUUUCUUAGAUUUGAUGACUCGUAUCUCUCUCAAACUGAAUCCCUAUUCAAGAGGUUUUUUGCAGGUUCCAUAUGAUCUUUUUUGCCAAUCCAUAAAAUCGCAAUUGGAUGGGCGUAUUUGCAAACGUCAAAAAAAUCUUUAUUACAUCAUUCGAAGCAUGUGCAUUCCCAGAAAGAGGAUGCACAUGCUUCGAAUAAUGUAAUAAAGAUCAGAAUAGCUGCUCGACGCAGUGGAGAAGUCCUCUGCGUCAUCAAAGAUCCUAUAUCGGGGUGUGAAGAUACAGAGUGGAUGGAAGAAACAGAAGUAGAGGCAGAUAGUAACAGCGACUCGCACUUCAUUGAUCAGGAGGAUAUUGUGAUAAAUAAUAUGAGUAAUUAGUUGAGAGGACCAUUUGAAAAUGACGAUUGAGUGUUGAUAAUUACAAUUAAGUAAAAGAUUUUAUUAAUUUUGCCGAUAACAUAUUGUAUUCUUAUAAUUCUCACAACAUUUUAGGGGUAUGUAUUUUGCACACUGAUACUAUAUCCUCUUUACUUUCAGUUAUUGAAAGAAUCAUAUAUGUAGUUGCGUUGAAAACAAAAAAAAUACGCCAAAAUGAAUUGUUAUUAGUAAUAUCAGCAAAUUAGACAUUUUCAGAAUUUACAUCAAGCAUAUAGGAAAAUCUUACGUAAUUUGGGGGGGGGGGGUCUUAGAAAAUCUGACAUUUGCUUACAUUGGGGAGGGGGGACUCAAAAAUGGCUAAAAAUUUGCUUACGUAAUAUACGGACGGCCCCAAUGAUAGCUAUUUAAAAAAAAUAAUAAUAAUGUUAAUAUCGGGAAUACAAUGAGUUAUAGUAUUAGUAGUUAUUAUUAGUAGCAGUUAUAAGUUUGUUAUUUUUUUUAUUUUUAUUUUUUUAUAUAUAGAAACUAAACUUUAUUUAUAAACUAAAUUUUAUUUCAUUUACCCACAGAUCCCUCACACGCUUGGCCAAUGAAAAAUCUCUAUACAUCGGCCGCUGUGAGUGGUGGUGAGUAAAUGAACGGUGUGCAAAUGAACCUUCGGGAGUUGAGUAGAGUUAGCGAAUCGUUUAACUUUAAAUGUUUUGCGAUAUUAAUUUCAUAACAAUUUAAAUUUACCUGUUUCUAAACGUUCUGCUUCCUCUGGAGUCACUAAAAUAAAGAAAACUUCAUUAUUCUCUUGUAAAAAAA